AUGUAUCUGAGACGACAUUUCAUGGCAAUGACGUCUAAAGCACUGUUUGAUACUAAGGUUCUAAAAGUCAAUCCGCGAUCAAUCAUUUUCUCCCCGACUGCACAUAUAGAUGGAUCCUUACCAAUUAUAACUGAUCCUGAAACAGAAGCUGCUUUAGUGGAGGCAGCAAGGAUAAUAAAGGAUACAGAUGAAACUGUGGCUUUUCCGACGGAGACCGUUUAUGGGCUUGGAGGAUCUGCUUUAAAUGAUAAUUCAGUGCUUAGUAUAUACAAGGCCAAGAAUAGACCUAGUGACAAUCCGUUGAUUACACACGUUUCAUCUGUGGACCAACUAAAUAGAAAGAUCUUCGACCAAAUGCACCUGUCGGGUGCAUCUUUGUUUGAUAACAUACCUUCAAUUUAUCGCCCAUUAAUUUCAAGUCUUUGGCCUGGUCCAUUAACUAUUCUUUUGCCAGUACCAUCAUCAGAUCAUAGUAAGUUAUCGAAGUUAACAACAGCAGAUCAACCCACAUUUGCAGUACGCAUACCUGCUAACCCAGUUGCUAGAGCAUUAAUUGCUUUAAGUGAUACACCAAUAGCUGCGCCGUCCGCAAAUGCGUCCACUAGGCCAUCUCCUACGUUAGCAUCUCAUGUUUAUCACGAUUUGAAGAAUAAGAUCCCUAUGAUUCUUGAUGGUGGAGCAUGCAAAGUUGGUGUAGAAAGUACUGUUGUCGAUGGACUAUGUAAUCCUCCCAUGUUACUGCGACCUGGUGGUUUUACAUAUGAGGAAAUUAUCAAAUUGGGUGGUGAAGCGUGGUCUCUUUGUAAGGUUGAAAAUAAAGGAGCAGUCGAAAAAGGUGAAAAGGUGAGAACUCCUGGUAUGAAGUAUAGACACUAUUCUCCUUCUGCUCAGGUUAUUUUAUUAGUCCCUAAUUGCAAAGACAAUACUAUUCAAAAUACAGAGAAUCGGAUGGAACAGUUGAACCGGUUAGUUAAAACGGAACUAAAAGCCAAUAAAAACAUAGAAAAAAUUGCGAUACUAACUUCCCUAAAAUUGCGGAAUUCCGAUUUACAAUGUAAAAUCUUCAAUGAUCCUGAUCUUUGCUCGAAAACUUUUAUCAUUGAAAAACUUGGCCAUACAGGUGAAGAAAUACAAGCUAACUUGUUCGCUGCUUUGAGGAAAGUGGAUGAAAAUGAUAACGUUGACCUGAUAUUUGUUGAAGGUAUAAAUGAGGAAGGGGAAGGAUUAGCUAUUAUGAACAGAUUACGAAAAGCGGCCGGUAAUCACUGUAUACAGUUUUAA
Saccharomyces mikatae IFO 1815 is the source of this 1281-nucleotide messenger RNA. It is a transcript of the gene SUA5, whose product is annotated as threonylcarbamoyladenylate synthase. Gene Ontology annotation, cellular component: cytoplasm. Gene Ontology annotation, molecular function: nucleotidyltransferase activity; double-stranded RNA binding; tRNA binding. The transcript has a single exon. Gene Ontology annotation, biological process: regulation of translational fidelity. Bases 1 to 1281 code for a protein of 426 amino acids. The record is from RefSeq and is a predicted model, not a curated record. Lineage: Eukaryota; Fungi; Ascomycota; Saccharomycetes; Saccharomycetales; Saccharomycetaceae.